This is a messenger RNA of Solanum pennellii, 2112 nucleotides long. RefSeq names its product protein FAR1-RELATED SEQUENCE 2-like. The coding region runs from base 1039 to 1707 and encodes 222 amino acids. NCBI's taxonomy places the organism in Eukaryota, Viridiplantae, Streptophyta, Magnoliopsida, Solanales, Solanaceae. The record is from RefSeq and is a predicted model, not a curated record. The transcript is spliced from 4 exons.
GAGCAAUGUAUGUUUGAAGAAGAAGAGCCUGAUUUGGGAGAAGAAACGUCUGAAAUCCGAAUUAAAGCUUCAACGGCCCUAAACCCACAAAAUUUGGUCCCUAGCGGAACAUCAAAGGCGGCCUCCGCUGUCCAUACAAAGCAGUGUUUUGGGAAGCGAGAAGCGGAAAAAAGCGACGAGGGCUUGCUUCACAGAAGCGAGAAGCGUGAAGCGAAGCGCGCGCUUUUAAAAAAAAAAAGCGACAUUUAGUAUAAAAAUAAAAAAAUAUUAAAUAACUAAAUAGAGGUAAUAUAGUCUUAGAUUGAAAGAAAUUACAUAGGCAAAAAUACUCAUAAGUCAUAACAUAUAAAGCAAAAAAUUAAAAACAUAAUUAAAUCACAAAGAUUCAAACUCCUAUUCUUCAACAAGGCUGCUAGACUGAUCACAAAAUAAAUAAAUAAAAGCAAAAGAAUUGAAAAAAAAGAAGAGGAGGCAGCAGUCAGUAAUUAGAAACAGAGCAGGCAGCAGAGAUGAAGAAAAGAAGAGAAGAAGUAGAAAAAACUAGAGUAGUCGAAACUCAGAGAGAUGAAGAGAUGAAGCACAGGCGAAGAUUGUAUAUUUCAGGAGAAAAGAAACUCAUAGAGAUGAACUAAUAAACAUUAGCUAAAAAAGAGAUGAACAAAAAGUUACCUGCAGUCGCGGUCGAGGUUGAAGAGAGAGGCAGCCUCAGUCGAGAUCGUCAGGAGAGAAAGAAGGGAAAGAAGUAUUGUGAAAGAAGAGUCGCGAGGAGAGAAAGAAGGGAAAGAGUCGUGAGGAGAGAAAAGGUUAUAUUUCAGAUAUUUUUUUAAAAAAAAACCUAAUUUUUUUUAAAAAAACCCUAAUUGUCGCUUUUUUUAUAAAAGCGCGCUUUAUUGCGCUUUUGCCUUAGGGUCGCUUCUCGCUUCUUCAUCUGAAGCGAGAGCUUUUUUCAGAUCGCCUCGCCUCAAGAUAAAAAAGCGCACAAGGGUCGCCUCGCUUUGAAGCGCGCUUUUCACAACACUGCGACAGAGUCAUGUCUUGAUGGUCUUCUUAGGUGAUACGCAUCAUUUUGGUGUGGCAGUGGACUUAAAGGCUGGAGUUACUACUAUAGAUUGUUCUGCUGAAAGUCAGUCCGUUGUAUGUCAAGACAAUGUGGUUCCUGAACCAUUUAUCGGGAUGGAGUUCGAGUCGGAAUAUGCUGCCAAGGAAUUUUAUGAUUACUAUGCUAGGCGUGUUGGGUUUAUCAUGCGCAUUGAUCAGUGCCGGCGUUCAGAAGUUGACAAGAGAAUCCUUUCACGACGACUUUCAUGUAACAAGCAGGGCUAUUAUGUGAAAAUGAAAAACCAUCAUGGACCACCCCGAAAAGCACGCACCAGCACACGAGAAGGGUGCAAGGCAAUGAUGUUGGUAAAGGUUAACAAAUCUGAUAAGUGGGUUGUGACGAGAUUCGUUAAGGAGCAUACCCAUCAAUUGGUGCCUUCUGGCUGUUCUUCUGGUAAUGCAAUGGAUAAAAAGGACAGGAGAAUCCAAGAACUGUCUAUGGAGUUGGAGCAUCAGGAUAAAUUAUGUGACCUUUACAGGGAGCAACUAGUUACUUUUUUGGAAAAUGUUGAGCAGCAGAUGGAGCUUUUGUCGAAGAAAAUUCAAGUUGCCGUUAACAAUGUAAAAGAAGUAGAAGCAGAAGUUCAAAAGCAACCAAAUAGCAAGUAGCCAUGCCUAACUGAAGCAGCAACUUAGUUGUUCUCGUAUGAGCAACUGUAGGAUGAUGCAUCAAGCAGAGAAUGGGAGAUUGUUGAUCUGUAUUUCCACAAGUUAUGGUGCAUCAGACCGUUUUGGAGGAAAUAGACGGCACUGAAAAAGAAUUACUCACGCAUGAUGCUUAUACCAAACAAUAUUAGUUUACCAUGGUUUAUGAUAAAAAUGAGGCAAUGUGUGAACGCUGAAUGGAGAUUUCUUUUUAUUGAUGCUGAGUGUACAUGUAAAGUUCCAUUUGACGGGAUAAUAGAAGUAGUUUGUCGCCUUCCCAGUGAAGUGUACAUAUUUGAAUGCUAUGAGUGUAUGGGAAUCAUCCGUCAGAGUGAUCUGAGCAGUUGCAUUUUCUUGCAUAUUUUUGAA